Rhopalosiphum maidis (corn leaf aphid) is the source of this 1380-nucleotide messenger RNA. It is a transcript of the gene bwa, whose product is annotated as alkaline ceramidase 3. Gene Ontology annotation, cellular component: endoplasmic reticulum membrane. The transcript is spliced from 7 exons. The record is from RefSeq and is a predicted model, not a curated record. Lineage: Eukaryota; Metazoa; Arthropoda; Insecta; Hemiptera; Aphididae. Bases 527 to 1354 code for a protein of 275 amino acids. Gene Ontology annotation, biological process: ceramide metabolic process; phytosphingosine biosynthetic process.
ACAUAUUAUCUCCCGGGGGAAAACGGUCUGCCGUCCGUGUCCGCGUACAGUAGAAAAAUACUAACCGAAGCGUCGGACGUCGGGCUGACGACAAGUCGGUGCCGUUGCCGACCUUCCGUUGGUCGCCCCUUACUUGCAUCCUGCAGACCGCGGUUCGAACCGCUGCACCAGUCGGCAGUCACCGUUGCGACUCGAUGGUGAUGGUCGUCGGUACAGUUGUUUCGCCUAGUGCCGUCGUCCCUAUAUGCUAUGUUUUUUUUUUUUUAGAAUCUUAAAUUGUCCACACACCGCUUAUAGUUUAGGUAGUUUAACGUCGAUCUCAAGUCCUAUUCGUGUUCGUGACAAUGUUAGUAAUGUACGGUGCUAUCGUUCUCAAUAAUAGUUGUAGUAAGGUGCAUUUUCUCACUGAAAUUGCCAUUCUAUGACUUGACAUCGAUAAUCUGUAAUAUAUUUAAAUACAAUUAGGUAGUAAUCAGUUGGUACCUAUAAGCUUUAACUAAUAAACAUUUAAACAUAAUAUAUACCAAUGGCUUUUCAAGAAUUCAAUAGCACAGGUUAUUGGGGUAAACCUACAGCUACCAUUGAUUGGUGUGAGAAAAACUAUGAAGUUAAUUACUAUGUUGCUGAAAUGUGGAAUACUAUCAGUAAUUUGAUGAUGAUAAUACCUCCAUUAUGGGGUAUUUGGGAUAUGAAAAAACAAAAAUUUGCUCGAAGAUUUUUUUUUUGUUAUGCAUUCAUUUUGGUGGUUGGUUUUGGCAGUUUGGCAUUUCACAUGACACUUCUAUAUGAAAUGCAGUUAUUUGAUGAAUUACCAAUGGUUUGGGGAACAUGUUAUUGUGUUUAUUGUUUAUCAAUAGUUAAACAUGAUAUGAAAUCUAAAAUUAUUCCGAAUAAAUUAUUAUUAUUAAUAUUAAUAAUUAUAAGUAUUGGAUUUGCAAUAAUUUAUCUUGCUUGGCCUCAACCAUUAUUGCAACAUGUUUGUUAUGGUAUACUAGUUGCUAUAUCAUUAGCACAAGAAAUCAAACUAAUAUUAGAAUUUAAAUGCGCUGUUUGUAAACACAUGUUUAUUGUUGCAAUAGCAUUAUACCUGUUUGGGUUCUUUUUGUGGAAUAUUGAUAAUAUAUUUUGCAAAAAUAUCACGAUCUUAAGAGAACAGAUUCCAAUGUUCCUACAACCAUUCACUCAAAUGCAUGCCUGGUGGCAUAUAUUUGCAGGAUAUGGAGUUUAUAUUCAAGUUCUAUUUUGUAUUCACAGCACAUAUGAUUACCAUAAAAAAUAUAAACUGUCAAAUCUACUUUUACCUGAGAAUAUGUAUUUUAGUAUACGUUGGCAAAAAACUACAAAAAGUUAUUAAUUUUUUAAUAUAAGUCCAUAGUAAAC